This is a messenger RNA of Neltuma alba, 1316 nucleotides long. Its product is annotated as transmembrane protein 45A. NCBI's taxonomy places the organism in Eukaryota, Viridiplantae, Streptophyta, Magnoliopsida, Fabales, Fabaceae. The record is from RefSeq and is a predicted model, not a curated record.
CUUUAUAAGUUGCAGGGAGGCAAGGUGUGUGUAACAAUGCCGCAUGUAUUUUAAGAAGAACGCAAAUUUGGAAGCGCCUAAUUUGUGAAGCAAAAAACAAUAUCACGUUCCGAUGGGCACGUUAAUAGGGCACAUAGUGCCUGGAUUGGCACUCUUCCUUCUUGGCCUGUGGCACACCAUCAACACCAUCAAAGCUUAUUUUUUGAAAGGCCCUUCCAACUUCACCGUAAGAUUCUGGUACCAAUUCGAUGCCUUUCAUUCUAGACUCAAACAUUUGGAGCUCAUUUCCAUUCUAUCUUUCUCCAUCCUUGCAAUUUCCCUUCAAGUUCUGGAUUUUCCUUCUUUUCACCUUCUUUUUGAGCUGGACAGCUUCGAGCAUGUAACCAUGUUCUUGCAGCUUAUUGUGUUUGCAAGCUUCAUCCUUUGUGCAGAACUUUUUACUGAUUCAUUUGAGCUUUUGUCUGGGUUUGUUGGGAUCCUUGCAUCCUCAGUUUUUGCUCAAGAGUUGUUUUUGCUUCAUUUUCACUCCACCGAUCACGUCGGAAUUGAAGGACACUACCACUGGUUGCUUCAGCUCAUAGUGUUCAUCUCACUUUUAUCAGCUAUUUCUGCAACUUCUUUCCCCAAGAGUUUUCCAGCAGCACUUGUUCUUUCCAUUUCUGUCAUGUUUCAAGGUUGUUGGUUUCUCAACAUGGGAUUCCUGUUAUGGGUUCCUGCUUUUGUCCCUCAAGGUUGUUCCAUGAAUCAUUUAGGCAAGACCAAAACUGGCCAUAAUAAUCAUAGCAUGCUUGGAGCAAUUUCUUGUGGCUCUGAUGAGGCUGAUUUUAGAGCCAGAGCUUUAGCUAAUUUACAGUUCGGUUAUCUUUGUGCUAUUCUGACAGUUUCAGGAAUAAUCUGUCUCAAAAUGGCUAAAAGAUCCACCAUUUCCGACAGACUGGUUGAGUACCAGAGACUUCAUAGCAGAGUUGCAGAUCCCACAAUAACCACUGAAGGUUUGAAGCUUGUUCAUUCACAAUUUCUUAAGCAGGAAGAAACUUGAAAGUGUGAUAUAUGAAAUAUCCUUUGUAUGGGAAUUAUAAUUACACGAGCCAAGGUUGAUCUUGUGUUUUAUCCAACUAUCUGUUGGAUUUGUUAGGUACUUUUGUCAAUAUGUAUAAAUCAAAUCCUCUGGAUACUAGAUCACAACUUGAAUGCUGCUAUGUUUUUCUUCUGGAAUACCGGUUCAUACAUAUAUAAAUAUAAAAUAUGUAAAAUAUGUUUUUACUUGUAAUGACAUCUAAGUUUGAAUCCUAUUGAAGAAAAUUUUGCGGGCCAAA